Lentinula edodes (shiitake mushroom) is the source of this 913-nucleotide messenger RNA. RefSeq lists its product as uncharacterized. The record is from RefSeq and is a predicted model, not a curated record. Lineage: Eukaryota; Fungi; Basidiomycota; Agaricomycetes; Agaricales; Omphalotaceae. Bases 249 to 740 code for a protein of 163 amino acids. The transcript is spliced from 6 exons.
AGUAGUCAUUCGAGUUCCGAAAGCCCCACAGACGAAUUAAGUCCCCCUGUGGUCCAGCCUAUCCCAAGCUGUUUUUGACGACGACCCUUCAUAUAUCAUAUAUAUGUCAUUCCCCACCGCACCCGAAUCCAUUAGCACCAUCUGAAUCCCGCCUAUCCCACACCGAAACUCCCUAAAUUCAAAUCCUUCCAGCGGGAUGAUCAGACGUUGUGUUCCUUCGAAUCAAUAUAUCGUGCUGAACUACCCCGAUGUAUGAGCUCAUAUCCUUUAAGCUUCAACAGAAUCCAAAUGACACUCAUCUGAAGAGGCGCAGUUUCCAUCACCGCUUGAUAGGACUUGUCGGCUUCUCUGACUUCAGUUGGCUGGUCGCGGCAGCAGACUUCGGUCGACUUGGAAUACCAAUGAGCGAGGAUGGAAGGCAGGAGGGUAUGGGGAGAUAUGAGCUCGUUAUGCCUGACAGGAAGUUUCGGGAGGGAUGGCGACGGAGGUAUACCGUGUACACUGAGUAUCGAAAUACGGAACCAGAGAAUCAAGCGGAGAGUAGUACUUCGGGAGAGAUCUCGGGGUAUUAUCAGGGACACCUCAUUCCCUAUCCCACCAACAUCACAAAUGUUUGGAUAGUUCGAGGCAAUCCGCGCAAAAUCAUACGUAAUGACGAGAACUCCUUUCCCGGUGCUAUGUGCCAGUCACGGUCACGGACGAAGUGGAAUAUCAUUGGAUAUUCUAAUCCAGGCCAGUAAUGAUUCACGUGUGUUGCUACUGUUAACAAGAUUAACAACAAUGUAUAUAAUAAAGGAUUUUACAUUGGAAGAUUCAAGAACCCUGGCACCGGUGUCACUGAUGCAGAUGUCUGAGUCUGUAAUGUGUCGAUUGUCUGUGAGUUGUCGCGGCUUAGGAGGGUUGGAACUCUGGA